GGUCAGGUCACAAGUGAAAUUAUGAUUCAUCCACAGCCAUUGCAAUUUGCAAGUAGAACCAAUCGUUACUGUAAUUAUUUUAAUAUUUAUACGAUUUAGACGAUUUUUCCAAUAGCAGCUUUUCAAUUAGAAAUAAAUAUGGAAUCACCAAUAAACAUAAAUAAAUUUAAAUCAAUGAUGAUUGAAAGAACCUCAGCUGAGCCUUUGGAAGAAAAUUAUUUGAAAGUCAGUAAACAGGCAUGGAUGGGCGAAAAUAAAAAUCAAUUAAAAAUAUUGGAUCCGAAUGAUCCAAUAAUGAAUAGAUUUCAAGAAGCUCUUCGAACUCAUCUCACCAAAAUCGAUAAUAAACUAUCAGAAGAAAUUAAUGAACUUGAAUCAGGAAUAAAAAAUGUCAAGAAAGAAUGUGAAAUAGAAAACCAAAAAUUAUACGGUGCUCAAGUAGAAAUUUCUCGACAACAAAAAGUUCUGGAAAAAUAUGAAUCCAUGUUAGAUAGAAUAAAAUCUCUCUAUGAAACUAAUGAUCAACAAAUAAAAGAUCUAAAAGAAUUACAAAAGCAAAUUUCGAAAGAAUUACAAACAGAAAAAUCGAAAGAAAAAGAACUUGUUCGUAAAUUGGAAAACUUGUCAAACCUCGAAACUUCCUUCAUUGAAUGGGAAAAUGAAAUAAACAAGGAAUUGGCAAUUUCACAAAGAGUCUCCGAAAAGGAUGCAAUAAUGAAAAAAGAAUUGAUCCAACAAAAAAAGCGCAAUGAUUACAUUCUUUUUAAAGUAAUGAACGAAGUGAACAAAAUAGAAGAUGAAAUUCGUUAUCUGGACGAUCAAUUGCAAUUGAAGGAAAAGGAAAUAAUUUAUGCUGCUCAAAUGUUGGCCGACGCAAGUACAGAUUUAGAAGUUGUGCAAAAGGACCAAAAAAUUUUACUAAGCACAUGGAACAGUGUUUUGGUUUGCAUUAGUCAGCGAGACAAUAUAAACGAUCAACUUGGCACUGAAAAAAGAAAAAUACGCGAUUCAUUUCAUAAUUUACAAAUUCAAACGGAGAAAAUGAAAAAGGACACAAAUAAAGAAAUGGAGAACAACGAACAACUUACGGCCAUUCAUAUGCAAUUGGAAGGCGAAAUGAGAAACACAACGAAAAUAAUUUCUUUAGCAAAAGACAAAGUUGAAAAUUUGGAAUCUCAAUAUGCGAAAACAACCAGACUUCUCGAACAAAGUCAAAAAGACUAUCACACUUCCUCUUUGGAAUAUCAACAAUGUGAAGCCGAGGAGAUAAUAAUCGAUAAAGAUACCAGUAGGAUUUUGGGUCAAAAAUUGAAACUCGAAGAGGAAAUUGUGUCUAAUUUAGAUGACAAAAUAACGCACAAUAAAGUAAUACGUCAUUUAAAUAAAUUACUGUCAGACAUUAGAAAUUCAAAUCAGGAGCAGGAAUUAUCGAUGAUACAAACUGAAAAUACUUACGGGAAAAAUAUUCACGAAAUCGAAAAACUUAAUUCACAACUCGAUAACGAAAAGUCAGAUCUGCAAGAAAUUGAUAACGAAAACAUGAAAAGGGAUCAAGAAAUACAGCGAAUGCAGGCGGAAAUUGAAAAGUGCGACAAUCUUUUGGAGCAGAAGCAAAGAAAAAUUGUUACAUUGAACAAAAAAAUAGAGGAGAUUCUGUCAACCGUUGGCGAGGACACGAAUCCGCUGGACUUGAAAAUAGGAUCUCUCGAGAGAAGCAUAGACGAGAUAGAAUUAAAGACGAAAAAGUUAAAGCAAUUUUGGUUGCGUCAAGAGGGAAAUAUUGUGACAGUCAGUCAGCAAAGAAAUAAUCAAAUACAAGAAAUUAGUCUCACGAGUAAACAAAUUACCGUCAUGGAACAAAAAAAUCUAAAACUGGAAAUCGAAAUAGAUAAGCAAAAUAAGGAGAAGGCAAAUAUGGAGAAAAUAAUUAAUUUAUGUCAACAAAAGAUAGCACAAAUAAACAGUCGACUUGCAACUCAAAGAGACUUGAAAGAAGACCUAGAAAGUAAAAAUUACACAAUGAAAAACGAAUAUAUCAAAGCUCUUCAAGAUUCAGAAACAGAACUUAUAAAAUUACAAAAUGAAAUUAAAUGUCUAAUAAAUGAAAAGGCAGUUCUUAAAGAUCAAUUACUUCUCUUGCAACGUGAGAGUCUUUCUUGGGAAAAGAAGGUUCAAUUAGCAAUUGAAACGAGUAAAUCGUUCAAAGAAGAGCGCAACACUGGUGGAGAUGUGGCAUUAAUGAAAAGCGAAAUACACAAAAUGGAAAUACGAUUGUCACAUUUGAAAAAAAUUCAAGAAAAAUUAAUAAUGGACAUGGAAUUUUGUAUCACGAGAAGAGAUAUUAUUUUAAAUGGAGCAAUAGCCAAGGAAAAGAGAAAUCCAAGGGGAAUGCAUAAUCAACGAUUUAUACUUCGUAAACGAUUGGACGAUCAAAAGACCAAAAUUAAACAAAUUGCCAAAGAAACAAAACACAUUGAACACAAUACAGUUUCUUUGGAGAUGGAACAAAGAAAAAUAUUAGAGAAACUAGACGGUGGCCAAAGAAUUUUGCGAGAAAAUGAAGAUGCAAUUCCAGAUAUUGAAAAGCAAAUAAUGGAAGCUGAACUUAUAAAAUACCACAAUCUGGAAAUUCUUGUGAGAAAACAAAGAAAAUCGUCAAUGCUCCAAGAUGUGAAAAAUGGAAAAUAUAAAAUGAUUUUUAAAUCAGAAUUCGCAUUAUGUGAAGAAAUUAAAAAUCAACAAAUUUUAAAUACUAAACUAAAAGAUAUUAUGAUUCAGACAAAUCACGAUUUUCCACUUUUGCAACAAUAUAUUCGUAAAAUACUCUUGACUUUAGAAGCAGCUUAAUGAAAGUACUUUCUU
Molecule: messenger RNA, 2862 nt
Organism: Leptopilina heterotoma
Lineage: Eukaryota; Metazoa; Arthropoda; Insecta; Hymenoptera; Figitidae
Product: coiled-coil domain-containing protein 40
Exons: 9
Coding region: 139-2847 (902 amino acids)
Biological process (GO): axoneme assembly
Cellular component (GO): cytoplasm
Source: RefSeq, a predicted model, not a curated record